CGGGUUCGCGCUGCCUCCACCGCGGGGCUCACGGAGCCGAGCGGGGGGCGCGCGGCGACGCGGCCAUGGGACCGCGCCGGCUCUGGUGACCGCGGGGAGCGGAGCGGCCCGGGCCCUGAGCGCGUCUCCUGCGGGGGGCCUCGCCCUCCUGCUCGCGGGGCCGGGGCUCCUGCUGCCUUUGCUGGCGCUGCUGCUGGCGGCGGCGGCGGCGGCCCGGAUCAUGUCUGGCCGCCGCUGCGCCGGCGGGGGCGCGGCCUGCGCGAGCGCCGUGGCGGCCGAGGCCGUCGAGCCGUCCGCCCGCGAGCUGUUCGAGGCUUGCCGCAACGGGGACGUGGAGCGAGUGAAGAGGCUGGUGACGCCCGAGAAGGUGAACAGCCGCGACACGGCGGGCAGGAAGUCCACCCCGCUCCACUUCGCCGCAGGUUUUGGACGGAAGGAUGUAGUUGAAUAUCUUCUUCAGAAUGGUGCAAAUGUGCAAGCACGUGACGACGGGGGUCUUAUUCCUCUUCAUAAUGCAUGCUCUUUUGGUCAUGCUGAAGUAGUCAAUCUUCUUUUGCAACAUGGUGCAGACCCAAAUGCUCGGGAUAAUUGGAAUUAUACUCCUCUCCAUGAAGCUGCAAUUAAAGGAAAAAUUGAUGUUUGCAUUGUGCUUUUACAGCAUGGAGCUGAGCCAACCAUCCGAAAUACAGAUGGAAGGACAGCAUUGGAUUUAGCAGACCCAUCCGCCAAAGCUGUUCUGACUGGUGACUAUAAGAAAGAUGAGCUCUUGGAAAGUGCCAGGAGUGGCAAUGAGGAAAAAAUGAUGGCCCUGCUUACACCGUUGAAUGUCAACUGCCAUGCAAGUGAUGGCAGAAAGUCAACUCCAUUGCAUUUGGCAGCAGGAUACAACAGAGUAAAAAUUGUACAACUGUUACUGCAACAUGGAGCUGAUGUCCAUGCUAAAGAUAAAGGUGAUCUGGUACCAUUACACAAUGCCUGCUCUUACGGUCAUUAUGAAGUAACUGAACUACUGGUCAAGUUAUCUGAUAGGUACAAGCAAGACUGUCUUCUACCACUGUAUGCUAAUGGGAUUAUACUUACCCUUUAUGAAUUUAAAGGUCAUUCAUUGCUGCAAGCUGCACGAGAAGCUGAUGUUACAAGAAUCAAAAAACAUCUUUCUCUGGAAAUGGUGAAUUUCAAACAUCCUCAGACACAUGAAACCGCACUGCAUUGUGCUGCUGCAUCUCCAUAUCCCAAAAGAAAGCAAAUAUGUGAACUGCUGCUCAGAAAGGGAGCAAACACCAACGAAAAGACUAAAGAAUUCUUGACUCCUCUGCACGUGGCUUCUGAGAACGCUCACAAUGAUGUUGUUGAAGUAGUGGUGAAGCAUGAAGCAAAGGUUAAUGCUUUGGAUAGUCUUGGACAGACAUCAUUACACAGAGCUGCACACUGUGGUCACCUGCAGACUUGCCGCCUGCUCCUGAGCUAUGGGUGUGAUCCAAACAUCAUAUCCCUUCAGGGUUUCACUGCCUUGCAAAUGGGAAAUGAAAAUGUGCAGCAGCUGCUUCAAGAGGGCGUCUCACUAGGUCACUCAGAGGCAGACAGACAGUUGCUGGAAGCUGCAAAGGCUGGUGACGUUGAAACUGUAAAGAAACUCUGUACUGUUCAGAGUGUCAACUGCAGAGACAUUGAAGGACGCCAGUCAACCCCACUCCAUUUUGCAGCUGGGUACAACAGAGUGUCUGUGGUGGAGUACCUGCUGCAGCACGGAGCUGAUGUGCACGCUAAAGACAAAGGAGGUCUUGUUCCUUUGCACAAUGCAUGUUCUUAUGGGCACUAUGAAGUUGCAGAACUUCUUGUCAAGCAUGGAGCUGUAGUUAAUGUCGCUGACUUGUGGAAGUUCACACCUUUACAUGAAGCUGCAGCAAAAGGAAAAUAUGAAAUAUGCAAACUUCUACUCCAGCAUGGUGCAGACCCUACGAAGAAAAACAGAGAUGGUAAUACUCCUCUGGAUCUUGUUAAAGAUGGAGAUACAGAUAUUCAGGAUCUACUUAGAGGUGAUGCAGCUUUGCUGGAUGCUGCCAAGAAGGGUUGUUUAGCCAGAGUGAAGAAAUUGUCUUCCCCUGAUAAUGUAAAUUGCCGUGACACCCAAGGUCGGCAUUCUACACCUUUACAUUUGGCAGCUGGUUAUAAUAAUUUGGAAGUUGCUGAGUAUUUAUUGCAACAUGGAGCUGAUGUGAAUGCCCAGGACAAAGGAGGACUCAUUCCUUUACAUAACGCAGCAUCGUAUGGACAUGUAGACGUAGCAGCUUUACUGAUAAAGUACAAUGCGUGUGUCAAUGCCACGGACAAAUGGGCUUUCACACCGUUACAUGAAGCAGCCCAAAAGGGACGGACACAGCUUUGUGCUUUAUUGUUGGCCCAUGGAGCUGAUCCUACUCUUAAAAAUCAAGAAGGACAAACACCAUUAGAUUUAGUUUCAGCAGAUGACGUCAGCGCACUCUUGACAGCAGCCAUGCCCCCCUCUGCUCUGCCUACGUGCUACAAACCUCAAGUGCUCAGUGGUGUGAGGAGCCCCGGAGCCACUGCAGAUGCUCUGUCUUCAGGUCCAUCCAGUCCAUCUAGCCUUUCUGCAGCCAGCAGUCUCGACAACUUAUCUGGGAGUUUCUCUGAACUGUCUUCAGUAGUUAGUUCAAGUACAACAGAAGGUGCUACUAGUUUGGAAAGAAAAGAGGAUUCAGGAAUUGAUUUUAGUAUAACUCAGUUCAUAAGGAACCUUGGACUUGAGCACUUGAUGGAUAUAUUUGAGCGAGAACAGAUUACCUUGGAUGUCCUAGUUGAGAUGGGCCACAAGGAGCUGAAAGAGAUUGGAAUCAAUGCCUAUGGACAUCGACACAAGCUGAUUAAAGGAGUUGAAAGGCUGAUCUCUGGACAACAAGGUCUUAAUCCAUAUUUAACUCUAAACAACUCUGGUAGUGGAACAAUUCUCAUAGAUCUGUCUCCUGAUGAUAAAGAAUUCCAGUCUGUGGAGGAGGAGAUGCAGAGUACAGUUCGAGAGCACAGAGAUGGGGGUCACGCAGGUGGAGUCUUCAACAGAUACAACAUUCUCAAGAUUCAGAAGGUUUGUAACAAGAAAUUGUGGGAAAGAUAUACACACCGGAGAAAAGAAGUUUCUGAAGAAAACCACAACCAUGCAAAUGAAAGGAUGUUAUUUCAUGGAUCUCCUUUUGUGAAUGCAAUUAUCCAUAAGGGCUUUGAUGAAAGGCAUGCAUACAUAGGUGGCAUGUUUGGAGCUGGAAUUUAUUUUGCUGAGAACUCUUCCAAAAGCAAUCAAUAUGUGUAUGGAAUUGGAGGUGGCACUGGAUGUCCAAUUCACAAAGACAGAUCGUGUUACAUUUGUCACAGGCAGCUGCUGUUUUGUCGAGUAACCUUGGGAAAGUCUUUCUUGCAGUUCAGCGCAAUGAAAAUGGCACAUUCUCCUCCCGGCCAUCACUCGGUCACUGGCCGGCCCAGUGUAAAUGGCCUAGCACUAGCUGAAUAUGUUAUUUACAGAGGAGAACAGGCUUAUCCUGAAUAUCUAAUUACUUACCAGAUUGUAAGGCCUGAAGGUAUGGUUGAUGGCUGAAACCAGUUCCCCCAGACAAAAUGUUCUGAAGCAGCUGACGGCCUCUUAAGUUUCACUCCUUGGCAGGAAAAAAAUUCAUGCUGACUACAGGCCUGUGGCACAAAUGAUAAAAUGUGAAAGAAGCCUAAUGUUGUGACUUGAUGAAGCUUUAACAGUGUACAGUAUUUCUGAGUGUUUCCUGUUCUCAGCACUUUAACAGAUGCCAUUCCAGGUUCAACUGGGUUUGUCUGUCCUAAAUUAUAAACAGUUAACUUGAAUCUUUUAUACGUCGUGCAUUGAUUCUAACAAAAAUGGUAAUCCCUCAACAGAGCUCAUUUUACUAAUCAGUACUGUGUUCUUUAAAACACAGCAUUUACACUGAAUACAAUUUCAUUUGUAAAAUGUAAAUAAGAGCUUUUGUACUAGCCCAAUAUUUAUUUACAUUGCUUUGUACUAUAAACUGUUCUAGAGCUUCAGCGGUUUACAGAGUAUUUUCAUAUGUGUUGCUUAUCCGUGUUCAUCUGUUGUCGCCUGAGUGAUCGCUACGUUUGGUUCCAGAGGCUGCUCGGUUGCUAACAGAGAGUUAGUGGGGAGACAUUGACUUAACAAAUUUAAUUUGCUGAUGGAAGCAUUUCUCUAGCAAUAGAAAUCUUUCUAAUUUACAAAUUUUAUAAAUACUCUUGGAAUUUCCAGAGAGUUCUGGUGUGAUGGGAUGGGGACUUGUGGCUAGAGAAGCCCUUCAAUGGCCUUAAACUCGGGUCUUGCUUUAGAGAGGCCUCUGAUGUUCUCAGCCUCAGAGCAGAGCUCUCUCCAAGUUUUGAAGAUGCUAAGCCCCAGCUUCUGAACUCUUAAUGCUCUGAUCAUGAACUGUAAAUGGAAAUUAUAUUUUGGACAUGGGGAAGGCAAUCAUGGAUAAUUUCCCAAUCAGGUCUAAUUACCUUAAAUCUAAAAUGGAGGAAUAACAAGUGGGAGUGGAUAGGUUUUUUUGUUUUAAGUUUUUCUCGAUCUUAUGGUUAUAUUUAUAGCCAGUGUAUUUAUCAUGAGUAAAUACAACCUAAAACCAUAGGUGUGAGUGUCUGUGUCUGUGGCAGCCUCUGGAAUGGGCAAGCCUAGUGCUUCCUACUUCUAAAACACUGUCACAGACUUAAGUUCAGUAUGGCAGCUGUGGAAGAAAUUACUUGCCAUGAAAGGCUAUUUUUACUAUUCUCUGAGGUAAGCCUUACACUUAGCAUCUUGCAUUGCACAGAGACCUGCCUUACUGCAUGGGAGCACACUCAGAAAUCAAGGAGAGAUUUUUAUCCACCUAAGUUUUUGUAAAUGAGGAUGCCCUCUUCACUCUCUGUACCACUUUAUCUUUGUUUUACAUUUUAUUUGGUCUCUUAAUUGCCUGGUCCUUUAUAGAAACUUGUACAUAGAAUUGCUCGAAAGUUAAGUUUCCCAUCCUAUGAGUUAAGAGAAAUGUAUGUCUGGAGUUGUUCCUAAGAUGUGAAUUGUGGUCAAGGGUUAAGAGGUCAAAUCCUGACCUAGAAAUGCUUUUAUACAGCUCUCUGCUAACUACAGAUGUCCUAAAAUCAUUUCUUGAACAUAAAAGGAAUAUGCCAAAUUUUAUAUAAAAAUUUCAGGUUCUGUAUACUUCUGGGUUUUAUAGUUAAAAGAUAAUGAAAUUAAUUAGUGAGGUUUAUAUUUACUUACUUCUCAAAGUUUGGCCUAUGUUACUCUGUGUGGAUCUGGAAUUGUUUUUCAUGUAGAAUCAUGGUCUGGUUAUGAGCCGUGUUACCUCCUAACCCAUUGCUUAUGUGUGUUCCCACUGUGGUCAAUACGCUGGCAUGGCAAUGUUUAUUGGGAGCUGGGAGUUUGGGGGUGUGAUUUAGUGCUUUGCAUGAAAUACCUUUAUAAAAAUGGAAUUGCUUUUUCUUUUGCCUUGUGAUUUUUUUUUUUUUUUGAAGUGGAAUUUAAUUUGUGUGUGUGUGUGUGUGUAGUGUUCUGCCCAUCUGAGUGUCUACUUGUAUCACAUUCCAUGCCCUCACUUAAUUCUUAAUAAACUGUUUACUUGUUUUCUGGGUAGCAUGGUAAUUCAUUGAAAUUACAGUAAAUCGUAAUUGCAAGAGAACAGUGUAGUUUUGAGUCUAAUCGUGACAGGGUGCAGCAUACAUGUAACAUGUUGAAUGUUGUGUGGUCAUACGUGCUCAGAUGCUUCAUGAUGAAGGUAAGAUGUGUUUGGGCGUCUACACCAUCCAGUAGGACUUUGGUAGUCCUUAAAAUUCCUUCAUGAAAAUCAGUCUGCUUAACCUACAAAGAGAAAUAUAUUUUUGUUUUCUAUGUCAUAAAAACAUUCUUGAUAAGUUUCCAAAUCCCAGUUAGUCAUAUUUUUUUCUCUAAAAGGAAAAAAACAGUAGUGUAUUUUAUAUUUCCAUAUGCUAAUGACAUGUGUAUAAUUAGUCCUCAGUAUUCCAUAAGAAGAGAGUGAUGGUACAAGGGUCCCUAAGUAUCACUUUGAAGUCUAUAUAAACUGCUUUAUCUUCCUGCUUCUUUUAAGAUGAUACUGAAGUGUUUGCUUGCUGUUUACUGAGCGUGCAUGCCCACGUAUGAUGUGAUCCAGUUGUUUACAGGUUGGGGCAAGAAAACAUGCAAAUAAACUUCCCAAAGCUGUUAACAA
Molecule: messenger RNA, 6239 nt
Organism: Mus pahari (shrew mouse)
Lineage: Eukaryota; Metazoa; Chordata; Mammalia; Rodentia; Muridae
Gene: Tnks2
Product: tankyrase 2
Exons: 27
Coding region: 221-3604 (1127 amino acids)
Biological process (GO): protein localization to T-tubule; regulation of cardiac muscle contraction
Cellular component (GO): T-tubule
Molecular function (GO): protein binding; NAD+ poly-ADP-ribosyltransferase activity
Source: RefSeq, a predicted model, not a curated record